AUGCUAGCAAGAAACCGCAUUUUGGUUGCUCUGAAGCGAACGAACCAAUAUCCAAUACUUGGAAGCAGAUUGUUGUCCAGCUCGGCAUAUCUCUACAACACGUCAGUGGAUAAAAAAGGUCAGCAACCAGCUCAACCAGUUGGUAGCGAUGUUGAGCCCCCAAAACGCAAACCUUUGAGUAGAAUCGCUAUAGGUGGAUCAACGAACCAGUCGCAACGGGAUAGCGGCGGAUCUAUUGAGUUUGCAACUUGGAAAGCAGCAGCUCUUUUGGUAACCCUCGGUGGUACGCUGUACUAUUUUUUCGCCAAGGAGAAACGUAGAUUAGAGAUUGAAAAGGAGGCUGAAGCCAACAGAGGGUACGGGAAACCUUUGGUCGGUGGGCCUUUCAAGCUUGUGGACUUCAACGGCAACGAGUUUACCCAAGAAAACCUCAAGGGCAAGUUUUCCAUCAUAUAUUUCGGGUUUUCGCAUUGCCCUGACAUUUGUCCCGACGAACUGGACAAGCUGAGCGUGUGGCUGGACGAGCUCAAAAAAAGAGGCAUCGAGUUACAACCGAUUUUCAUUACAUGCGAUCCUGCCCGAGACCCCCCAAAUGUCCUCAAAGAGUAUUUGAGUGAGUUCCAUCCCGACCUCAUUGGUCUUACAGGAGACUACAACGCUGUCAAGCACGCGUGCAAACAGUACCGUGUGUAUUUCUCCACGCCACCAUCUCUUAAGCCAGGCCAAGAUUACUUGGUUGACCACUCUAUCUUCUUCUACCUCAUGGAUCCCGAAGGCCAAUUCAUUGACGCCUUGGGAAGACAGUACGACGAGAAAACAGGAGCAGAAAAAAUACAAGAACAUGUCAAGGCAUUUGUACCCAAAGAAGAGCGUGAAAAGCGGAAAGACAAAUGGUACUCAUUUCUUUUCAACUAG
This is a messenger RNA of Lachancea lanzarotensis, 915 nucleotides long. RefSeq names its product LALA0S08e04720g1_1 (gene SCO2). Lineage: Eukaryota; Fungi; Ascomycota; Saccharomycetes; Saccharomycetales; Saccharomycetaceae. The transcript has a single exon. Gene Ontology annotation, molecular function: copper chaperone activity; copper ion binding. The record is from RefSeq and is a predicted model, not a curated record. Gene Ontology annotation, biological process: intracellular copper ion homeostasis; mitochondrial respiratory chain complex IV assembly. Gene Ontology annotation, cellular component: mitochondrial inner membrane. Bases 1 to 915 code for a protein of 304 amino acids.